AAGAAAAAUGCGUGUGCGCUUAAGGAUGCCGAAAACCGGAACACCACUGCUAGGUCCGAAAAGGGCAGCUCGUGUUCGGUGUGUGGUAGUCGUUGAGACUGUCCAGGCAGCUUCCUCGAAGAAGCAAGUUCCAGCGCGAAGGUGGUGGGAGAAUUUCCGGACUUGGUUGUGCUGUUAAUGCCAAAAUAGCAUUAUUUAGCGUGUGUAACGACUGAGAACACAUACACUGAAACUUGAGACAAGAAAUUUACUUAAUUUCUGUGGCCAAAUUAAAGACCUACCAUGACAAUGAAGAAAGAGACUGAAUUUGUCAUUUUCACCUAAAGAAAAAUGAUAAACAAAAAUCAAACCUGUGGCACAGGACAGGAUUCUAUGCCCUAUAUGACUUGUCUGAUUCACAUACUUGAAGAAUGGUUUGGUGUGGAACAGUUGGAGGACUAUUUGAAUUUUGCAAACUAUCUCUUGUGGGUUUUUACACCACUAAUACUUUUAAUACUUCCUUACUUUACUAUCUUUCUUCUCUAUCUUACUAUUAUUUUCUUACACAUUUAUAAGAGGAAGAAUGUAUUAAAAGAAGCCUACUCUCAUAAUUUAUGGGAUGGUGCAAGGAAGACGGUGGCAACUCUUUGGGAUGGACAUGCGGCGGUUUGGCACGGGUAUGAAGUUCAUGGGAUGGAAAAAAUACCAGAAGAAGGACCAGCACUUAUCAUUUUUUAUCAUGGAGCUAUUCCUAUAGAUUUUUACUACUUCAUGGCUAAAAUUUUUAUCCACAAAGGCAGAACUUGCCGCGUAGUAGCUGAUCACUUUGUCUUUAAAAUCCCAGGGUUUAGUUUAUUACUUGAUGUAUUUUGUGCUCUACAUGGACCAAGAGAAAAAUGUGUUGAAAUUCUGAGGAGUGGUCACUUGUUAGCUAUUUCACCAGGUGGAGUUCGAGAAGCCCUAAUUAGUGAUGAAACCUACAACAUCAUUUGGGGUAAUCGUAAAGGCUUCGCUCAGGUUGCAAUUGAUGCAAAAGUGAUGAGGAAACUCAGGCACAGAGAGAUGAAGGGAUGGAGGGAUCGGGUCAUACAGCAAGGCAGAAGCAGAGCAGAGCAUACAGUUCAGGACUGCAGGCAACCGCGACUGUUGCCAUCCCUGACUGCAUUUCACAGUGAGUCUGCUGACCUUGAGCCCAUUAUUCCUAUGUUUACACAAAAUAUUCGAGAAGGAUUUAGAUCACUUGGAGGAACAAGGCUAUUUAGGUGGCUUUAUGAAAAAUUCCGCUAUCCAUUUGCUCCAAUGUAUGGCGGUUUUCCAGUGAAAUUACGUACCUAUUUAGGUGAUCCUAUUCCCUAUGAUCCAAAGAUAACAGCAGAAGAAUUAGCUGAGAAGACAAAGAAUGCUCUUCAAGCUUUGAUUGAUAAGCACCAAAGAAUACCAGGAAACAUUAUGAGCGCUUUGUUAGAACGUUUUCAUAAAAAACAGAAGAACGACUAGAAAAUGAUUUAAUACAUUUAUAUUUAUAUGUUUGUGUCUGUGGUACUGUCCUCUAAAUUUCGUAGGUUCUAUAAUUAGUUUUUUUUUUAAAUGUUAAUAAGCAUCCUAGACUGAACUCGUUUGUUUAAAAUUGUAUUGAUUUUGUUUUUGCAAUCAGUUGUGUCAAAUUUAAAUUCAUUACAUGCCUAAUAAUUCAGAAAAUGAUGUUUCUUUUUAUAAAUUCCUGAUAAUGUAUGAUAAACAUAUAGAUUUUAAAAAUUAAGUUUAUUAAUAACAGCAAUUUAGGUUAAACAAACAUUCCUAAGAUAAUGCAUCUAAUUUCUGUAUCUGUUGCACUGAACUGAUUUUGCAAGAUGGCAUAAUUCAGUACAGACACUGAAGUUAGAAGAAAAAAUACUCUUUUAUCUGCCCCUCAUUCCUUUCAUGACCUUGGGCGAAUCAUGUAAUGUUUUUGUGCCUCAACAAUUCACUUUUUAAAAACAUGCUAAUACUUUGUUGAGGAAUAUUAUUUUAAAUUCUUUUUUAAAAUUUUAAAUUCUUUGUAUUUGCUGUGACUGAUAACUGUAGAACUGAAAUUAUAACUGAAUUAAACAAUACCAAGAAUUUUUAGACAUUUAUGUAUAUAUUUGGUCCACGUGAUGUUUAAAUUAUUUCUUUAGGUAUGAUGUCAAGUUGCCAAGCACAAUGGGAAAGAUACACUGUUUUUCAAAUUGAAUAAAAGGGAAAUUAGGAAAAGUAGAAUUUCUAAUAAUUAUUAUUAUUUUUAGUAUUUUAUUUUUUAACAAGAAUCUGUAGACGUACCAUAUAGGGUAUGCUGUGCAUUGUCAGCUAUGUAACAUGACAUUUAAUAGUAUAAGGUUAAAAAUCACUGUUGUGCUUUGCAUUUUGUAUGUUAGAAGUUGAUUCUAGCCUGAUAAAAGCAGAACUAAGAAAGCUCUGCCUUUGCUGAAUACCAUGGCUUAUUCAGUUUGACUUUGCAACCAGUCAAAUGGUUUAUUGUUUCAAUAAAAAUAUACUUGAAUGAUAAAUUUAUGUAAACACAAAACUUUCUGAUAAAUUAAUGGCUUUUGAUUUGUUGUCUCCUUGAAAUCUGAAUUUUUAAAGUAUUUAAAUGGAAGAGUACCAGAAAUCAAAUGCAGUAUCUUCCUCUUCCUUUUUUUAGAUAUUAACUUACUUGGAUUUUUGUAUUGAUUUUUGUAUAACAAGUAUAUAUGUAUGAUAUCUGUAAUGUAUAUAGAAUUAAGCAACAUAAAAUAAAAGUAAAGCUGAAUUGCAAUUCA
This is a messenger RNA of Neogale vison (American mink), 2756 nucleotides long. It is a transcript of the gene TMEM68, whose product is annotated as transmembrane protein 68. Lineage: Eukaryota; Metazoa; Chordata; Mammalia; Carnivora; Mustelidae. The transcript is spliced from 9 exons. The coding region runs from base 331 to 1476 and encodes 381 amino acids. Gene Ontology annotation, molecular function: acyltransferase activity. Gene Ontology annotation, cellular component: membrane. The record is from RefSeq and is a predicted model, not a curated record.